This is a messenger RNA of Anopheles funestus (African malaria mosquito), 4019 nucleotides long. RefSeq lists its product as uncharacterized. The coding region runs from base 723 to 2696 and encodes 657 amino acids. The record is from RefSeq and is a predicted model, not a curated record. Lineage: Eukaryota; Metazoa; Arthropoda; Insecta; Diptera; Culicidae. The transcript is spliced from 12 exons.
UGUUUGUGUGGUGAAUUACCCAAGUGUCGUCGCUAGAAAGCUAAGAGAAAUGCAGAGGUACAAUAUUUCUUGCUGGGCGGAAAUUAAAAGUGCAAUCAAAUUGAGAAGUUUUGUGUCAGAGUGAAAUUUUACGCAUCGGCUAACGACAAACGUGUGCUGUGGAACGAAAUGAAUUGUGUGGGAAAAGUGAAAUAUUAGCUGAACUACUAAAUAGCAGCUGCAAAAACGAGUGAUGGUGAUAGCAUUACCGGAGGUUACGUGAACCAAUAUUCCAGACUAACACGGUUACACACUUUAUGGAAUUUUGUCUUGGUAAUUGCCAGACCACGAACUACGAGCUAGAUGUCAACCACAAUGCCGCAAAGCAGCAGAUGGAAGUGGACUACCGUGUUGAAGGGAUAAAAAACCACACCGCACGCCAAACGUCUUUCCGCCCCGCUCCUCCGCCAACUCACCGCUAACGAGACCUCAUCCUUCGAUGUGUCGCUGUGUAUGUGUGUGUGUUGGUGUGGGUGCAUACAACCGUGAGUUCACUAUCGGAGGACUCGUUCCACACACGGCCGUCAUUGAUUGAGCCCUCGGAUUCCCCCCGGUUUCCGCAUCAUUCCACGCUGAGCCACCAUCACUGCGGACGGUGGUCCGGUUUCUUAGAUACCACCUUAGACAUCAGACACAAGCAAGGAAAAUCCAUCCGGCGCAAAGGGUGAUAGCAACCAGCAGCCAUGUCUUCCCGUACAAAGCGCAUCAAGAAAACAUCCUGGGGUGCACGGGAGCGGGCGGGCAUGAGCUUCCUGAUUGUCGUGGCGUUCUUCGCCGUCUUCGGGCUCAUCAUUCUGACGGAGGUUCUGAUGAUUGACGAUCGGGGCCGGGCAGGGAGCAUCAUCGUACGGCACGGCAGCAAUGGCGGCCGGUUUGGUGAAUCCGUUCCGGACUAUGACGAUGUGAAGGACGACUAUCUGGACGAUACGGGAAUCUUCGUGCGGGAAACCAAAUACGGCGGCACAGCAGUGAAGAACAUUCUGAAGAAUCAAAAAGAUCUGAAAAACUCUAUUGGCAUAUCCGUGCUAACAGAUUCGACCGAGCCGCGGAAUCCACCCGUUGUGCCUUGGGGCCAGAUGUUGCCGUCAAAGAUCGAGCAAACGUUGCCCCGCUUUCCGGCCGACAUGAAACCAACGGACGGCUCGUGGGAGAUAGUCAACGGUACCAGGUACAAGUUUUUCGUGUUUUCCGCAUUCUACGAUCGACGCGACGGUAAGCUGGUGCGUGUUAUCGGGGCCACCAAAACGCGUGGCCCGGAAAAAGUGUGGUGCCGGUUUUGGUACCAAACUGGGGUGAACAGUACGAAAUAUCGAUCGGCAUCGGUGAUGGCACGGGUGAAGAUCAUCCGUGAGAACUGGAAUCUGAAGUAUAGCGCCUGUUUUAUCCUGUGUCCCAUACGAGGACCUUACCCAGAAAUUCCACAUGCAGUGAGCGUGGUUAGCAAGAUAAGAGCGGCGCCGGGUAAUGUACUUAUGCUGCGGAACACUGACAACGAUCCGGAUUUUACGAAUCGUACAUUUAGCAACAUACCCAACAGCAUCGGAGUGUGUGUGAAGCCCUUACACUUCAACUAUGAUCAGGCGCUGUAUUUGCUAGAGUUUCUUGAACUCAAUAACUUACUAGGUGUAAGUCAUUUUACCUUUUACAAUCACACAAUUGGACCGAAAGCGUCCUGUGUGUUACAGCACUACGUAAACGGCGAUUUGCCACAGCACAUCGCACCGUAUGAAGACGCUAGCCCGCCAAAGGCUCCCAACAGCUCAUCGCUCGAUACGACCGAUGCUCCCUAUCGUAUGCCUACUAAAUACAAUGAAGACAAUACUGCACUACUAAAGCCAAAAAUCACUGUAAAUAUUUUGCCAUGGAAUUUAAGGAUGCGCUCGCAAAAGGAAAUACGUACCGAGGGGCUGUUCGCUUCGCUCAAUGACUGCCUGUAUCGCAGUAUGUACAGAUACUCACAUGUUGCUUUGAUUGACUUGGACGAGUUUAUCAUACCGCACCACAAUGACACUUUGAUCGAUCUCAUCACAUGGUUGUCGAAGCGCAUCAACAACCGCAACACGGGAGCUUACUCUUUUCAGAAUGCAUUUUUCUAUCUACAAUUUGCCGACGAUGAGCUCCUGUACAAGGGAUCGGAUAGACAGACAAAUCUAAGGGCCGCUCUUACUACACAGCGGAAGACACGCCGAAGAUCGAAGCUACAUCCACAGAAGCAGCGCUCCAAGUACAUCUGCAAACCGGAAGCCGUCAUCGAGGCGGGGAAUCAUUUCGUGUGGGAGUUCUGCCCUGGUCGAGGUUCCUUGAACGUGCCGGCAGAUGCAGCUAUCUUGCAUCAUUAUCGAGUGUGUGAAUUCGGUGGAGACGAUUGCAUCAAAACGCCGUCAUUAGUAGAUCGCACUGCACAUCGCUAUUCGAAGCGUUUGCUGGACCGGGUCGGAACUGUAUACAACUAUCUGAAAGAAACCUGCAGCCUACCGGACAUCCCAAGGGCACCGACGAACCCCCCACCAACACGCAAGAAGGAGCUCAAAAUACGAAUCCCACUGAAGCCGGAAGGUGAUAGGAAAGUAACUGAAACAAGUAAACCGAAUGGGGCCAGUGAUGCAUCGCAAGGACCUGCAACGGUUCCGAUAGAAGUGAUCCUCAAGACACGUUGAUGAGGAACAAGUGCGUGACACGCAUGGAAGUAAAAUUCAUAUGUUUUUCAUUCCGCCAUUUUAUGUCUGCUUGCAACAGUUUCCAAAAGCUAGCUACAGAAGGAAGCCAGAGGUAACUAACUGUUUUACAACAAAACAUUAAAUCAUGGGCACAUUCGUUCACGAAAAUCGAGAGGUUGGAUAAGGAUAAUUUAAAUCUACGAAUUAUAUCGCCAAGGUCUAUUUGUUGAUAGAAAUAGCAACGCAGAAAACAAAUUUAUUUUUGACCUUCUUAGCUUUUUACACUAAAGAACCAUCGCAAUCUGUUCGGUUACUGAAUUUAUUUGAUCAUUUGUGAAAUCGAGCUGAAGAAUAUUCAAAUAUUAUUAACAAGCUUCUAAUGAAUACUCAACAACAAACACUUUAACUGUUCUUUAGAUGUUUUUUUCCAACUAGUCAUUUACAGACAUAAUGUGUCAGUUAGCUAGCAUAAGUUUCGAAUCACGUAACAGAACGCGUGUACUCUGUUCUGGUUGUACGACCUAAUCCGAACUAGCUGCCGCAAAGUGAAGCGAAAUUAGCAGCCAAACAGUAACGCAGCAUAGGGGCAGCAACAACGUUUCUAAUUCUUCCAUUCGUCACCAUUCACCGAUUCGGAUUGAUCGUACGCUAAGAUCAUCCAGCACACCUGCUAUUAGUGCUAUCAGAUCGUAGAACAGUGGUAAGAGCUACUAGCAGCAAAAGUAAUGGCGAUAAUCGAUAAUUAAACGCAGCGACAGAGUCUUAGAACAUCGCAUAUCAGAUAAAGGAAGGAAUUCAACACACGUAUUACUAUUUCUUUUCUAUACCUACCGAGAAUACAUAAGCGCAUUGUUUAGACGCACAAGACAAUGAAUGGUCAUUUAAGUAACGUAUAGUUUCAAACAGAUGGAAUCAACGAGAUGCAAAAGUUCAGUAGAGUUAAACGCUUCAAUAUCUAUUCUACGCGAAGAGGACCUAUAAAAACUAUGCAGCUUUUGAUAGCAGAUAGCAGACAGUGUGUCACACAUUCAUAAGCGUUGAUGCGUUCCAAUUCGUUGCGUUUCGUUGCGACUUUUUUGUAAGCCCAUUAUAAUAGCCAUAUGUACAAUUCAGUGUAAUUAUUCGACAUGCCGGGCGCGUUCUUAGGUGCGGUUUCUCUGUACCAGAUUUUAAUUAACACAGCAAAAUAUUUAUCAUACUCAUGGCGAUUGAUGGAUUGAAAUCAUGGACCGCAACAGGAGCGAAGAGAGCAAAUCAAACGGGUGGGAAGGGAAUGUAACGGGAUAUAAUAAAGAAAGGAAAACGGAAAUAUUUUACAAAACA